This is a messenger RNA of Myotis davidii, 2418 nucleotides long. It is a transcript of the gene ADGRG7, whose product is annotated as adhesion G protein-coupled receptor G7. NCBI's taxonomy places the organism in Eukaryota, Metazoa, Chordata, Mammalia, Chiroptera, Vespertilionidae. Gene Ontology annotation, cellular component: membrane. The coding region runs from base 61 to 2418 and encodes 785 amino acids. Gene Ontology annotation, molecular function: G protein-coupled receptor activity. Gene Ontology annotation, biological process: G protein-coupled receptor signaling pathway; cell surface receptor signaling pathway. The transcript has 16 exons. The record is from RefSeq and is a predicted model, not a curated record.
UGAGAAGAAAAGAAGCUAGUUAUUUUUCACUCAGGAGUGGAUUUGUGGCUCGGCUUCCCCAUGGCUUCCUGCCGUGUGUGUGACCUGAGGACGCUGGUGGCCAUCGUGGUUGGGCUGCUGACCACCAUCGUUUUGGGACUGAGCAUCUGGAGGGCUGUGGUCAGGAUCCAGAAAGGAACACCUACCCGCCUACCAAAUGCUUCUGAAGACUACUGCAUGAAUGGUGGGACCUGGGAAAAUGGCAAAUGCCAUUGUCCAGAAGAGUGGAAAGGAUUGAGAUGUACAAUAGUUAAUUUCUGUGAAAAUAGUACCGAUGGGAGUUUUACAUUUGGCAAAAUUGCAGUGGGAAGAUAUGGACCUUCCAGGGAAACAUGUGGCAAGGACACUCUAAAUGCGGACAUGCCAAGAGCAACCCGGCUAUGCAAUGUCACUGAAGAUGGAGAGAUAGAAUUACAAAAUGCGACAGUAGGAAAUUGCAAUAUAAAUCUGGACAUCCUGGAAGACCAGAUAAAUAAUUCAUCAAAAAAUUCUUCAAUUAUUUCAAUUGUUUCUAAAGAAGUCCAGAUUUUAACAUCUAAUACCGAUAAUUUAAAUCGUAAGAACAUCACUUCUGCUACUAAAGUGGUUGGACAGAUCUUCAACUCAUCCAGAAAUGCAUCACCUGAGGCAAAAAGAGUUGCUGUCACAACAGUGAGUCAACUUCUAAAUGCCAGUGAAAACAUUUUUCGAGAAGCUGCUGAUGACGAUGAAAAGGCCUUUUCAACGCUUAUUACUGAAAUGGAGAAUUAUUCCUGGUCUUUGGACAAUAAUUCAGUGGUGGACCCUAAUAUAGCAGUACAGUCUGUCACUUCCAAUCCGAAAGACACUGGGUCUACAGGUGUUCUCUUCACUGUGGAGAAAGGAGCUAGCGAUUCUCUUCUUACUGGUAAAACACAUGUAGAUCCAAAGGAGGACGGUUUUCAUCCAAAUAGAAUGACUGAACUUCAGAUCUGGCUCAAAACAUCAACAAGUAAUGCCACGUCAUAUGGCUUUAUAGUGUAUCAAAACAGAAAGUUUUUCCAAUCAAAAACUUUUAAAAGUCAAUUAGAUAUUAAUAAAAGAGUUAUCUCAAGCACAACUAAUAACACUGGGAACAAUCAGAGUGUUUCUUUUAAAAUGGCCUUUCAGCAACAGUAUGAAAAAAAGGAACUUAAGUUCUAUUCCUUUGCCUGUGUCUAUUGGAACUUAAAAAAGCAAGAUUGGGACACAGACGGCUGUUUCAAAGAUGGAGAAAGGGAUGGGUUGCUACACUGCCGCUGUAACCACACUUCAAAUUUUGCUGUGUUAAUGAGUUAUAGAAAGGACUAUAACUAUCCUGGCCUAGAGGAAUUAUCCAACGUUGGAUGUGCGCUGUCCAUUACUGGUCUGGUUCUCACAAUUAUAUUUCAGAUUGUCACCAGGAAAGUCAGAAAAACCUCAGUAACCUGGGUGUUGGUCAGUCUGUGCACAUCAAUGUUGAUUUUCAACCUCCUCUUUGUGUUUGGAAUUGAAAAUACCAAUAAGAAACAAGAGACCAAAGCUCCUAAAGAAAAUACAAUUCUCAAAGGAGACACUAUUGAUUUUUCGAAUCCCAAGUGCACGGUGGUUGCUGCCUUGCUGCACUAUUUCCUGUUAGUGAUGUUUACCUGGACUGGAGUCAGUGCAGUGCAGCUCUACUUCCUUCUGAUUAGGACCAUGAAGCCUCUUCCUCAACGGUUCACUCUUUACAUUUCUUUAAUUGGAUGGGGAGUCCCAGCUGUCAUUGUAGCUAUGACAGUGGGAAUUAUUUAUUCUCAGAAUCCUUCAGGAUGGGAGCUAUACUACCGGCGAGAAGAAAUCUGCUGGUUGGCAGAUUCAAAAGAGAAUGAUGAUAAAAAAGGCCCAUUUUAUUGGUCAUUCAUUCUACCUAUGACCGUUAUCCUCACCAGCAAUGUUGCUCUAUUUAUUGUCAUUAUGGUGAAAGUGGUGUGGAAGGAUAACCAGAAUCUGACAAGCACAAAAAAGGUUUCAUCGCUAAAGAAGGUUUUUAGCACGUUAUCUAUUGCAGUCAUAUUUGGAAUUACCUGGAUCCUGGGAUACUUUAUGCUACUAGGUGAUGAGAACAUCAGACACGUCUCCAGCUACGUAUUCUGCAUUUUCAACACUACUCAGGGAUUGCAAAUUUUUGUCCUCUACACUGUCAGAACAAAAAUCUUCCAGACUGAAGCUUCCAAACUGUUGAAGUCGCUGUCGUCAUCUGCUGGGAGAGUGAAAUUGCUGCCAUCAGCAACCCGGAUGAGGCUGCGCGUAAGGAUGUAUAACAUGCUCAGGUCAUUCCCAGCCCUAAAUGAACGCUUUAGGCUGCUGGAGCCAAUUGUGGUUACCGAGGAAACGACACUCUCUGAAAGUGACCAAACAUAA